AUGGAAAAAUGUCAAGGCAUCCGUGCUGAAGAUAAUUUGUGCGUUUGCAGGUUUCCGGAAGAAGUCGAGCAUCAAACAAAUGUGGCGUUGACAUUUAUCAAGAUGAAAAGAUUAAAUGAUGCAAAGAAAGUCCUACACAAUUUAAUCGAAGAUGACAGUAACAACGCGGUGGCACUGGCCUACUAUGGGUAUAUACUCAAGAUAAGUAAUUCUAUUACCAUCUUGGGCAGGGCUUACGCGGUCUUCGAACACGCUGCAUCGCUGGGAUUGUUCCUGUCUGCGCAGCAAAGAUCGAUGUACAAUGUCGAAGGACUGACUGGAAGAGCAUGGUGGAGUAACGAACAAACUGGUUAUGGGAAGCACUUGAAAGGAGUGGAGCGGCAAUGGGUUUCCAUUCGAGCCGAAGCAGCUCGCGCUUUCCAUUCCGCUCCAGAAUCGUGGAAAGACGAAAACCCCACAAUUACUGUCGAUGGACGAUGGACCGCAUUUCCAUUACUGGAAAACGGUCACUUUCAUUCGGGAAAUUGCGAAAUAGUGCCACAAACAUGCUCUAUUCUCAAGGAGUUUCGCGAAAGCAGUAACGCAAGCAGAUCCGAGAUGAGAUUUUCGGCCCUCACCUCAGGAACAAGAGUUUUGCCACAUUGUGGACCGACAAAUAGCCGUUUACAAGCGCAUCUAGGUUUAAUCGUUCCUUCAGAAGCAAGAAUAAGGGUAGGUAGCGAGCAACGUGGAUGGAAAACUGGAAAAUUCAUCAUAUUCGACGACUCCUUUGAGCAUGAGCUGCAAUUCGAUGGUGCAUCCUCCUCCUCCUUACGCCUAAUCCUCCUAAUUGAUCUCUGGCAUCCGGAAGUCGAAUCGCAUCAGCGAACUGCUCCCGAGGAUGACUGA
Strongylus vulgaris is the source of this 888-nucleotide messenger RNA. NCBI's taxonomy places the organism in Eukaryota, Metazoa, Nematoda, Chromadorea, Rhabditida, Strongylidae. The record is from the annotation of a GenBank genome assembly.